Messenger RNA from Talpa occidentalis (Iberian mole), 8556 nucleotides. It is a transcript of the gene USP53, whose product is annotated as ubiquitin specific peptidase 53. Bases 1145 to 4360 code for a protein of 1071 amino acids. Gene Ontology annotation, molecular function: cysteine-type deubiquitinase activity. Gene Ontology annotation, biological process: protein deubiquitination; sensory perception of sound; response to auditory stimulus. The transcript is spliced from 17 exons. NCBI's taxonomy places the organism in Eukaryota, Metazoa, Chordata, Mammalia, Eulipotyphla, Talpidae. The record is from RefSeq and is a predicted model, not a curated record. Gene Ontology annotation, cellular component: cell-cell junction.
GUAUUAGAGACAUUAAUACAGAUAUUCCCACUUUUUGAAAGCUCAUGCCAUACCAUGCUUCACCUUUAUGAAAGACCUACCUUCGUGCCUGUUUGCACAAACAGAAAUCUGAAGAAGAUUCUCACUUCUAUUGCAAAAGCUGUAAAAUGAAACAUGUGUGGCAGACAACAGCACCCUAAGCAGUGACCUGUAACCACUGCCAAGCUCCUUCCCAGGACUACUUUGCACAGGCUAUGUAUGUACCACCUCAUCCCUGCUUUUACUACAUCCACGAAACACCCAGUUCGAGGACAUGCAUCAUUCGCGGAAGGCGCUCAGCUGCACACGGGGGUGACGACUCUCAGAAACCCAAGGGAACUUGGAGGGGUUCUGCACGGGGUCUGGAGAGCAGGCGGUGCAGACUCUUUUCUCUCCCAGGUAACAACAUCAAGCGUGAGCCCAGUCCUGGGUGGAUCCGCACUCCUGCGCUUAGAAAAUACCGAAUAAUUGACCAAGAUUUCCGGAAUAAUCGCCUCCCCUGGAGGAACCAAGCCCUCCUCGCCUUCAGCCCGCAGAGCCCGACCUGCGGCCGCUCUCCCCGCAGCGCUGCCCUCGCGGGACCAGGCCCCGGGAUUUGCUUUGGGUCACACUGAUAAGAAAUAUGGAUUCGCUGUCAAUAACUUCACCCGAGAAAGAGAUUCUUUUUUCUUACUAGAAAAAAACAGAUGACUGGUGGAAUCAUGCUGAUGGCAGCUCUGCAUCUUUUUGUGUCAUUAAUUUUUUAAACCUACAAGACAAAUGACUUGUGCUUUAAAGAAAAUGAGUUGUUCAUGGACAUUAUUUUUACCAGUUUUUAUACAAUCUUUUUCCUCUUAAAUCGCACGACUCUCCUAUGAAAUUUAACACAUACAGAACUCUUUAAGUCUUAUUCAAAAUAGCUUUCUUUUUAAGUUUUUAAACCUUGAAUAUUUAUGCACCUUAUUUUUACUUGACAAAGUCCUCAAAAUUUCACAGCAUCAGGAAAGAUAUGGACUUGGAUACUUAUGUUAUUAUAAUAGACUACAGUGAAUUUAAGUGGAUCAUUCAAAACAUCAUCUGUUUCAUCAUCAGAAAUCUCACUUAAAUAUAUAAUUCUUAGCUUUCAUGCAAACAAAGUCGCUUGAAAAUGGCAUGGGUAAAAUUCUUACGGAAACCUAGUGGCAAUCUUGGAAAAGUUUACCAUGGGAGCAUGGUAUCCCUGGCCCCUACCAUAGGCUUGUUCAAUGAACCAGGACAAAACAGCUGCUUCCUUAAUAGUGCUGUACAGGUCUUAUGGCAAUUGGAUAUAUUCCGACGAAGCUUGCGGGUUCUGACUGGACAUUUUUGUCAGGGAGAUGCUUGCAUAUUUUGUGCAUUGAAGACAAUAUUUGCACAGUUUCAGCACAGUCGAGAAAAAGCACUUCCCUCGGAUAACAUAAGGCACGCUCUGGCAGAAAGCUUCAAAGAUGAGCAGCGAUUUCAACUUGGCCUGAUGGAUGAUGCUGCCGAGUGCUUUGAAAACAUACUUGAGAGGAUUCAUUUUCACAUAGUGCCAAGCAGAGACGCCGACAUGUGUACCUCUAAGUCUUGUAUCACUCACCAGAAGUUUGCUAUGACUCUGUAUGAGCAGCGUGUGUGUCGCAGCUGUGGCGCAUCAUCAGACCCUCUACCCUUUACUGAGUUCGUGCGGUACAUUUCUACGACAGCCCUCUGCAAUGAAAUUGAAAGAAUGGUGGAAAGGCAUGAACGUUUUAAGCCUGAAAUGUUUGCAGAAUUGCUGCAAGCAGCAAAUACAGCUGAUGAUUAUAGGAAAUGUCCUAGUAACUGUGGCCAGUUUAUAAAAAUCCGCCGUGUUUUAAUGAAUUGCCCAGAGAUUGUUACAAUUGGUUUAGUCUGGGAUUCUGAACAAUCUGACUUGACCGAAGAUGUUGUUCGGAAUCUAGCAACACAUCUUUACCUUCCUGGGCUUUUUUAUAGGGUUACAGAUGAAAAUGCCAAAAAUAGUGAACUUCACCUUGUUGGUAUAAUCUGUUAUGCCAGUCGACAUUAUUGUGCCUUUGCUUUUCAUACUAAGAGUUCCAAAUGGGUAUUUUUUGAUGAUGCAAAUGUAAAAGAAGUUGGAACUAAAUGGAAAGACGUGGUCUCCAAAUGCAUCCGAUGCCACUUCCAGCCACUGCUGCUGUUCUACGCGAACCCAGAUGGCUCCGCAGUCUCUACUGAGGACGCACUCAGUCAGGUCAUGCCCUGGGCCCAUUAUAAAUCUGCUGCAGAAAAUACAGGAUGUGAAAAACCCUCAAUUUGUAAAUCAGAUAAUCCAAAAGAAAAUGGAGUUGGUGAUCAGGCAAAACAGAAAGAAAAUCAGAAAUUUCAAGCAGAUAAUAAUUCAUCAUUUAAUCAGAGCCACAUUCAGUCAAAUGGUAAUAGGGGACCAGUUAAAUUACGUCACAGUGAUCAAAGGGAAAAAAUGAAAGACAUUUCCAGAGAAUGUGCUCUAAAAGCCAUUGAACAGAAAAACGUACUUUCUUCACAAAGGAAAGACCUGGAGAAGGGACAGAGAAAGGAUUUGGGCCGACAUAGAGAUUUAGUUGAUGAAGAUCUUUCACAUUUCAAGUCUGGAUCACCCCCUGUACCAAAUGGCUUUAGACACUAUGGAAAUACACAGCUGUAUCACAGUCAAGGAAGAGGACCAUAUAAACAUGACCGAGUUGCCCAGCAGAAUCUAGCUUCUACCCAAAUAUUAAGUUCAAGUAAAUCCCAGUGUCUUGCUCCAGGAGAGAAAACAACUAGCAAAAUGAAAAGCGACAGUGGCACUGGCUACGACACAGACAGCAGCCAGGAUUCUAGAGACAAAGGAAGCAGCUCUACCGGCGGCAAUAAAAGCCGGAAUCGCAGUUGGAAACCCAUGAGAGAAACAUUAAAUGUUGACAGUAUUUUUAAUGAAAGUGAUAAAAAGCAGCAGAGCCCAAGACAUAAAUCAACCACUGGUAACAAAUCUAAAUGUAGUAAAGAUCAGAAUUUUAACAAUUGGCCAAAAGAAAAUCCAAAGCAAAAGAGUUUAAUGACCAUCUAUGAAGAUGAAAUGAAGCAGGAGAUAGGGAGCAGGAAUUCUCUUGAAUCUAGUGGAAAAGGAGAGGAGAAAAAUAAAAGCCUCAAAGAAACUAAAGUUCAUGGUGAUAACUGGCAGCUGCAAAGGGCUGAGUCCGGCUAUGAAAGCAGUGAUCAUAUCAGUAAUGGGUCUGCUAAUUUGGACUCGCCUGUUAUUGACGGGAACGGCGCGGUAAUGGAUGUCAGUGGCGUUAAAGAAGCAGUGCCCUUCAGUGACCAGGUUAAUACAAACAAUCUAAAUGUAGAACAUGGAAACUGUACCUCCCACCAGAGCAAAAACCACUUGGAAGGCCUGAGGAAGGAACUCAAGAACUCGGAAGUAGGCUACAAAUUACACGAGUCACAGCCACAGUCACAUCUACAAGUAAAAAAUGCUUUGACUAAAAGGUCACAUAUAGGUGAAACCAAUGAAAAAUCAUUCCCUUCAUCCAGUUCACAAGUACUCAAGGACCAUACUGCAAGAAGGCAGAACCACCAAGCAGAUGAAUGGAAACUUGAAAAAUCAAGUGAAUCCAAAUUUUCUGAAAGGCUUAACACAGAAAAUUCUGAGAGAAAAGGUUUACCUUUUCACAUUAAUGAUACUUCUGAAAAGCGAGUGAACAGUCCUGAAAUAGUCUUGCAAUCUUCAUUAUGGUCUUCACACGUGAGAACCAAUGAAUUAAAGCAAGAAACUGCUCCUCUCAUCCAGCAGCAAAAUAUGAUGGAACCAUGUUAUUCUGUGAACUCUGUACCCAGAGAGCAUUUAAUUCAGUCAACCUGUAAGGCUGAUGCUUGUCAGAUGCCAAAGCUUGUUUGCCAGAAUCCACCACCUCCUUUGCCACCAAAGAAAUAUACCAUAACCAGUGUGCCACAAUCAGAAAAAAAGGACCCUUUGCCUGAUGCCAAGCUUACAGAGAUGUUGAAAGCUAAUUCUUCAGGUCUUCCAAAGCACAGUUUAAGUACAGCUUCAGAACCAGGUUUAGAAGUAAAUAAUUAUGUCAAUGAUGAGAAACUUAAGGAAACAUUUCACGUAAAAGAGCAUGUUGGCAAAAUACCAUACUACACGUCCAGCUCUUCAGCUAAUGAUUUUCAAGCUAACUUGGGUACAGCUGUUGAUGUCCUUUGCCAAUCAAAAACAGACUCGAGUUCUUCUGUUCCAAAUGAGACAAUUGCAUUAACUACCUAUUUUUCAGUUGACAGCUGCAUGACUGAUACUUACAGAUUGAAAUACCAUCAGAGGCCCAAGCUCUGUUUUCCAGAGAGCAAUGGCUUGUCCUGAUCAUUCACUAGCUGAGAGUGAAAGAGGAGUAGGGCCUGUGGUAUAUAUACUCUUGGUUCUAACUGCCCUUCUGAGCAAAGUCACAAACCUAGUAUACACUGUAAUAGGUGAGUGUGAAACCAGCAAGCUCGACCUUCUUGGAGGCCAUUAAAAUAUUGUAAGAACCCACUGACCAAACCUAGUGACGUAUAAAAUUAAAAUCAUGGCAAUUUUAAAGUCAUCACUUCACCUUUCUAUAUACAUAUAUGUACAUGUAUUUUCAUGUGUUCAACUUACUGGAUAUUUUAGGAAUUUCCUUUGAUUAGUGUGGACAUGCUUGAAAAAUAGAAAAUCUGGGGGUAUGCAAAAAGUCACGUACACUCUGCUGUAGUUGAAUAAAAAGCCCGUUAUUGUUUGGCUAGUAGACCCAUGAAAUACUGAAAGUAACGAGUACUCAGAUAUGUGGAUUGGCAGAUCAUGCUAGUUGAAGAAUAUCAGGCGACAUGUAGUUUGGGUAGUCAAGGCAGUAUUUGCUCGACGAAGAAGCACUUUCUAAUGGGUAACCAAGAGGGCUUCACCCGUUUUUUUCUUGACUUCUGUGAUAGUCUACUACAUAUGCUUCCUUCAAGUGUCUUAUAAAAAUAUUGACCUAUGAAAUUGUUAACAUUCUGGAACAAGAAAGCCUUAAUGAUUAAGCAGCUGAAGACAGGAGAAAAUUAAUCUGCUCCUAGAUCUUUAAUCUUCAGAAUGCCUACUUAAGAUAAAUUAGGCCUUUGACUGUUAUUUGUAAAUUCAAAUUAUUGUUAUUUGAAACAUUACUUCAGCCAUGUAAGCUAAAAAUGAGUGGAGGACUUAAGUUUAGUAUAUUUAUUUAUCUUGUUACAUUUUUUCCUUAAUUUUAUAUGAAAUGUGAAAGAUUUUCAUUUUGCUUGGUUUGCAUUGGGCUGCUAAUAACCAGCGUUAGGAAUUUACCUGGGGCUCUGUUAUUGGGAAUGUCACUGUGAUUAUCUAAAUUGCCCCUGCUAUAAUCUUACCUACUUAAGAGUCUUGUUAUGAACCCAUUUUACUGAUUUUCAGGUUCUCAAAUUUCUGCUUUUAGUAUAGUUUAAUGAUAUCUAUUAAUUUGAGCAUCUCCCUUUUUCUAAGCAAAUAGUAACUUUAACCCACGUUUAAGUUAAGCCCAAGUUUAACAUUCGUGGAGAGGUCUUUAUUUAAAUAAGAAAGGAAUUUUCCAUUAUGAUGAUUACAAGUGAAAAUGAGUUACUUUAAUUGCCUUAUUAGGUUUCAUUUUAUUUUUUUAUUAAGGUGGUAAACUAAUUGUGGUUUUAUUAGUUCUAUGUUGUUGACUCCAGAGAAUUGAGAUUAUAGAUUUUCCUUUAUAGUUAUUAGUGGAUAGAUGUUUUAACUUAAUCAUGCUAUAAAUUAGUAAAUUUAUUAUCUUGACAAAAUCCUUAAGUUCAAAUGUUUCAAAAUGUGAUUCAACACUUCUAAAUUGAAAAUAAUUUAUUCUAAGUCUAAUAACCUCACUUAGUUACCAAAUCUUGGUCAAAUUUCAUUUUCCACUUACUGAAUUUUUAUCUUUGCUAACUUUCACAAUAGGUGGUUAGAUUGUUUUAGCAUAGAAAUACUUGAAUAUCAAUUUUCUUUUAAGAAAGCCUAUUUUUAACAUUUUUAGUAUAGAGUAGAGGGUUUGUAUAUAUUGUAAAGCUUAUAAAUUGUAUUUGAAGUGUAAAUUAUUUAAUUACUGCUUUUGUAACAUUGUUAAUUAGAAAAAUGGUGUACUAUGUUUUUAAUAACUUGACAAAUUUUUUUUUUUUAAUUUUUUUGCCAAGAUGUCCAGAUGAAAAUGUAUUGAGGCAUUUAAACUAAUUUGUGGUAUUUUACAGCAAUAUGGCAGAUUUGUAUUUUCAGCUCACAACUGAGUUGAAAACAUCAAGAAGAUAUGUACAAUUUGGGCUUUUUAAAGUACUGUGCAUUUGAAAUCUUCUGAAUCAUGUACUACUCUAAAAAUUAGAAAGUGACCAUUAGUUUCUAUGUUGAUGUUAACACUCCAAAUACAGAUUGAAUAUAUUUACUAAUCAUUCACAUAUAAAAUUUUUGUUUCUAGGGUGCCUAUUUAUUUUUACAGAUGCUUUCAUUACAAACUUAUGACUUUUAAAAUAAUGCAGUCAACAAUGUUCAAAGUAAGUUCAGAAUGCUCUAUUUUUCAUGUGAAAUCAGUUUAUUCUAAUUCAAAAAAAUUUGUAAGAUAAACUGAUGUUUAAGUUAUCAUGGUUGGAUCUUUCUUUGUAUUCAUGAACUAUGGAUUAAGUAUUUUAUGAGAACUGUAAGCAAAUUGAAAGUUAGGGCAUUGAUGUGUACUAUUUAUAGUCUAUCAUAAAACUAAUCUCUCCAUUUCCCCUAUACUAGAAAAUUUGAGAUUAUUCAUUAGGUUGGUACUUGGCUGAUUUUAGGCUCAGAAAGAUAGUGUGGCUAAGCAGUCUUUGUGACCUAAUGCUAAGCUAUUUGAGAACUGUUAAUCCUCUUACAACCUCAGUAGCAAGUAGUUUGUUACACCAAAAGUAAAUCAGACCAAGUAAAGCUAUACAAUUAACAUUUAUUAGACAAAAUUAUUAGCAGCAACACAAACACAGUUCAUAUAAUCUGUUAAGUACACUUGUUGAAAUCUCAGUUCUGUGCUUCUCUAAGAAGCUUCAAUCUUUGCAUUAAAGGUUGUCUUUCUGGUAGAUGCAACAAUAUCCUAAAGGCAUAACUGUUAACCUUAGAAUUGACAGUAGGUAAUCAAAACCUUCCAAAAAUCAACUAAUAGGAUUUCAUUGUAACCUUACACACUAUUAUAAAAGGUAAAUGAUGUAGAGUUUAUCGGAUCUAUGCCCCGUUUCUAAGGGAAAAGAAAUAGCUCCAAAAUAUUUAGGCAAUGCACAUGUCAAAUGUCACCUAUUUCAAAGAUAAGAACCCAUUUCUAAUAUCAGCAUAUAAAGGAAUGUUACAAAAUAGGGCUAGUUUCUCAAAGGCUUAUAGUAGCUACUUUAGGGAUGUGAUCUUUCUCAUUAAAUAUUAGCUAAUCACUCCUAGAAUGUAAAUAUCAUUAACAUAUAACAAAUCUAUGUUUUGUAAGUUUCAGGGGAGGUAAACAUUUUUUUUCUUGUUCACUGCUGUACCAUGGCAGAGAGUUAAGUGUUCAAAAUAUAUGUCGAAUGAGUAAAUAUGUCGACUUUGGAAAAAUAAGUUACAGAUAUUAUUUUAGAGAGUUCAAGAAUUUAAAAGUUAUGAAUAAAGGAAAAGCUCUCAAGUUAUGAGAACAUGCACACUAGAUUUCCAAUAUCGGAUAUUACAUACUUUCUAAGACUGUAUCAAUUUCAGAAUAACACGGCCCCCCUUACAUCUAAAACUUAAACUGGUACUUAACAGACAAUACAUUUAAGGCCUGCAUUUUCUGCCUAGCUUUUAACUUCCAUGAAAAUCCUUGCUUUGGAGUAGUUUACCUCGAAGUACUUUGCCUUAUUAUUUCAACAUAUUAGCUGCAUUAUGUUAAAUCCUGCCAACCUUAAAAAUGUUAAAGGAAACACAUUAAGAUGCUAGUUUUAGCAAUGAUGGGUGAAAUCAUUACCCAUUUAAAAUAGUCCCAAAAUGAGUAACACAAUAUAUGAAAUGAAAGUCCCUUAGAGGUCUGAUAUUCUUCUGUUGUACGAUCCUGUUCUGUCUUCUUUGUUGAAGUUUGUAGUCAUUUUCUGAAUCCAUUCCAAAAGCCAACUUGUUACUUUGGAUAUCAGGCAAAUCAUCUGUAAAAAAAAACAAGUAAUCUGUCAGUAGUGUUUCCUUUUCUACCCAUUUUAAAUCUUCAUGCCAACUUCUGAAAAUCUUGAUGGUUUUAGUCAUAAAUGAUUUACAUGUUGUUUGUAAAUCUACUUCUUCUAAGGCUCCUGUUUUCAACCAAUAGCUAAAAAUGAAGUCAUCAGAAAAAGAAUCACAAUACGAGAUAAGUUUCUACCAAAGAAAGGAGGGAGGUGGGAAGAGUGAAAACAGUUCACAAAUGGCUUGCAGAAUUUUACAGAAAUAGUCCUCAUUUCUAUUAUGCCCUCUACCUCACCACAACCUAAUUUGACACUAUCCAAGAAAUCUGAGACAAGGGGGCCUGAGAUACAAAGAGUUUUUGCCAAGAUCUGCAAAAAUGUGGGUGUGGGUAAAUUUAGUAACUGUCUUAUGACAGAAUGCAA